Molecule: messenger RNA, 1759 nt
Organism: Thrips palmi
Lineage: Eukaryota; Metazoa; Arthropoda; Insecta; Thysanoptera; Thripidae
Product: acyl-CoA desaturase-like
Exons: 6
Coding region: 228-539 (103 amino acids)
Biological process (GO): unsaturated fatty acid biosynthetic process
Cellular component (GO): endoplasmic reticulum membrane
Molecular function (GO): iron ion binding; stearoyl-CoA 9-desaturase activity
Source: RefSeq, a predicted model, not a curated record
UUUUUACAGGGGAACUGCCGCGAGGCAACGGACUUUGGCACCUAGACACUUGCAACAACGUGCUCGUGACUGGCAACCCUCGAGCUAAAAGGCGGCGAACCCAUACCCCUGGAGGAUCGCCUGGAAGCCCGUCAUCUACCUGGGAUACGUGCACUUGGCCGUUCUUCGCGGCGUCCACUACGUCACGUUCACCAGCCAGCCGCUGUUGUACACCUGCUUGUGGAACCAUGACAUUCCAGUACAGUAUCUACGAGUGGGCGCGCAACCACCGCGUGCACCAUAAGUUCAUGGACACGGACGUCGACCCGCACAACAUCAAGCGCGGCUUCUUCUUCGCUCACGUGGGCUGGCUCAUGGUGCACAAGCACCCCGACGUGCGCGCCAAGGGCAAGAUCGUCGACGUCAGUGACCUGGAGGCUGACCCCAUCGUCAUGUUUCAGAAAAGAUACUACUACACCCUGAUGGUUCUCUUCGCAUUCGUCAUGCCGACCGCGGUGCCUUGGCUGCUAUGGGGCGAGGACCCCUGGACGGCCUGGUGAUCCACCGUUCCAGGACCCGGCAUGCGGGUUGCAUAGCAACGAUUUGUCCUGUGGAUCGGGUCGGUGGAUCACCUGGUUUCUGAGAAGGCGUGAACGGGUGGCAGGUAAGUGCGGUGAGUGCAAUGGUAUAAUGCUGUUGCAGCUGCAUAUGUCCGCCACCAUGGGCUCGCUUCUGAAUUGUGUCUCGUGUGGUUCUUCUUUAUCGUUUGGUCUCACUGAACGAUAUCGAAAUAUCGCCGUUGACUGUACUCCUUUCCCCGCGCAUCCGCCUUCGAGCCCCCGGACUGCAGGCCAGCCCUGCGCACCGGAGGGCUGCUUGUGCUUCGGGGUCUCGCGGUGCGUUGGAGAGAACAGGAGUCCAGGUGAGUUCAGCACCGAUGUGACGUGCAUUUGGGUUCGCGCACCACGGCAUUCCCCCUCCACUUACGCGAUCCGUCCAUGCGUAGCAGCCCAGGUAAGCUGCAUCCGAUGUUCCCACUGCUUUUCGUGCUAUGUGGGUGACGUGGCGCUGUACAUAGGGCGUUGAGCCUCUCUUCGGGUCUGCUUGUGGCAUGCACCCUCGAUACACCCGCGACAGUGGGUGCAUGUUGGGGCACUGCUAGCGGCGGGCCUGAGAGGGAUGCCCGGGGAAGGGGUGUACACCGCUGCUCUCAGAGGACUACUCUCAGAAAACCGCGGUCUGUGGAAUAUCACUACUCUGCAGUCCAGGGUUCGAAUUCUUGGUAAAGAGAAACUGGCUUAUAUCACCCUUCCCGCUUGCAUCCUCUCUGAGGUUUCGCACCGUUGUGUUUCAUCUUCGCACUGCUUGGUGGCACUCGAUGCUUUACCGCGAUGCUCACAGAACCUUCUGCACUGUUUCAGGGAACAAAGGCGCACGCAUUCCCUGGUGCCUGCCUGCCAUCAGCUUGUCUUCGAGGAUCGACAUUAGCGCCGGAAGGGAGGUCCGCAUAGUGGCGUCGCAAUUCUAGCCCGACGCUGUCUUCACCAGAGCGUGGCUGGUCCAGCGACCGCUCUGCUGCGCCAUGUGCAGACAAGAGGCGAGUACCAGCAACUCGUAGGAAGCGGCCUUUCACGUAUGUUAGGGCGGUGGCAACAAACCCUGGGCCUUCCCGCAGCAAGUCAGCCAGGUCCCGAACCAGUACCUGGUCGUCAACAACAAGGGCGUCGUCAUCCCGCACAGCGUCAACUUCCCCGACAUCGUCAAGACGGCCAACUUCCCG